Messenger RNA from Chroicocephalus ridibundus (black-headed gull), 2673 nucleotides. RefSeq names its product monooxygenase DBH like 1 (gene MOXD1). The coding region runs from base 510 to 2360 and encodes 616 amino acids. The record is from RefSeq and is a predicted model, not a curated record. Lineage: Eukaryota; Metazoa; Chordata; Aves; Charadriiformes; Laridae. Gene Ontology annotation, molecular function: dopamine beta-monooxygenase activity; copper ion binding. Gene Ontology annotation, biological process: norepinephrine biosynthetic process; octopamine biosynthetic process; dopamine catabolic process. Gene Ontology annotation, cellular component: secretory granule membrane. The transcript has 12 exons.
CACGAAGCGAAGAAGCGGCGGAGAGCUGGAAAGCGCUCGUUUGCCUCCGGGCUCCCUCCCGCCGGCUUCUCCCAGUGGAGCUAAACCUCCCGUGGGGCCGGGGUGGUGGUGUGGGGGGGUGGUCCCCAGCGAGCAGCGGGGCAGCCCCGUCCGCCGCCUCCUCUCCGCUUCCCCCCAUCAGGAGGAGGAUUUUCCCUCCUUAACGCCAACACCCGGGAAGCCUCGGCGGGAGCCCGGCAGCGGCGGCGAGCGCGGGGCAGGUGCCGCCGGCUCGGCGGGGGCUCGGCCCGGCCCCGACGGGCGUCGCAAGGCGGGGGGGCACCGGGGGGUCGGCCGCCAACGGCGGGACGGGGCGGGGAGCGAACAAAGCGUCCCCGACGGGGCCGGCCGGCACGGUGCCGCCCGCAGCGGGGGCGGGGUGACCGGGCCACCCGGCCCCCCCUUCUCCACACACACACAGAGACACGCACACGCAGAGACACAAGCGGCCGCCGGUGCGCGGCGGGAGGAUGCGGAGGCUGCGCCCCUGGGCGCUGGUGCUGGGCGGGCUGCUGUGUGCCGCCGCCGCCGCCGGUCCGCCGCCGCGGAGCUACCCGCACAGCGCGGUGCUGGACGGCGCGGCCGCGUACCGCCUGCUCUGGGGCCGGCGCGGCAGCUCCCUCGCCUUCCGCCUGGAGGUGCGCACCCGCGGCUACGUGGGCUUCGGGCUCUCGGCCAGCGGCGGCAUGGCCUCGGCCGACAUCGUGGUGGGGGGCGUGGAGAGGGGACAGCCCUACCUGCAGGAUUAUUUUACAGAUGAAAACAGAGUACUUAAAAAGGACCCUCAACAGGAUUACCAUCUGGAAUAUGCCAUGGAAAACAGCACACAUACCAUAUUGGCUUUUAGCAGAGAACUGCACACUUGUGAUACAAAUGACAAAAGCAUAACGGAGAGCACAGUGCGAGUUAUAUGGGCCUACCACCACAAAGACAUGGGAGAAGCAGGUCAAAAUUACCAUGGGUCUAAUCGUGGUACAAAAAGUCUACGUUUACUGAAUCCUGAGAAAGAAGAAGUCUCAUCUGCCUCUUUGCCAUACUUUGACUUGAGAAACAAAGACGUGCCUGUACCAGACAAGGAUACAACAUAUUGGUGCCAAAUGUUUAAGAUUCCUGUACAACAUGAAAAGCAUCAUGUGACAAAGGUUGAGCCAUUGAUCCAGAAAGGCCAUGAGAAUCUGGUGCACCAUAUCCUGCUCUACCAGUGCAGCAGCAAUUUGAAUGACAGUGUGCUGGACUACGGGCACGAGUGCUACCACCCCAACAUGCCAGACUCUUUUCUUACAUGCGAGACGGUCAUUUUUGCUUGGGCCAUUGGAGGAGAGGGCUUCACCUACCCUCCUCAUGUUGGCUUAUCCAUUGGCACAGCAGCUGACCCUCAGUUCGUUCUUAUGGAGGUGCAUUAUGACAAUCCAUCAUACACAGAAGGUUUGAUAGAUAACUCUGGUCUGAGGUUAAUUUAUACUCCAGUUAUAAGGAAAUAUGAUGCUGGGGUAAUUGAAGCCGGUCUUUGGGUCAGCCUCUUCCACAAUAUCCCACCGGGCAUGCCUGAAUUUGUGUCAGAGGGUCACUGCACACUGGAAUGUCUGGAAGAGGCUCUAGGUGCUGAGAGACCUGCUGGGAUUCAUGUGUUUGCGGUACUUCUUCAUGCUCAUCUUGCUGGCAGAGCUAUCAGGAUGCGUCACUUCCACAACGGCGAGGAGCAGAAGCUGCUUGCUUAUGACGAUGAGUUUGACUUCAACUUCCAGGAGUUUCAGUAUCUGAAAGAAGAAAGAACCAUCUUGCCAGGGGAUAAUUUAAUCACAGAAUGUCACUACAGUACUGUGGACCGAAUUCGCAUGACAUGGGGUGGUCUGAGCACCAGGAAUGAAAUGUGUCUGUCGUAUCUGCUUUACUACCCGAGAAUCAACCUCACCCGAUGUGCAAGUAUUCCAGAUAUAAUGGAACAACUCCAGUUCAUUGGUGUUAAGGAAAUCUAUAGACCAGUCAGGACUUGGCCUUUCAUUAUCAAGAGUCCUAAGCAAUAUAAAAACCUGUCUUUUAUGGAUGCAAUGAACAAAUUCAAAUGGUCCAGAUCGGAGGGUCUCUCCUAUAAUGAACUUGUGCUUAAACUACCAGUGAAUGUGAGAUGUUCAAAAACAGAUAAUGCAGAAUGGUCGAUCCAAGGCAUGACAGCUUUACCUCCUGAAAUAGAGAGACCGUACAAGACAGAACCAGUAAUAUGCAACUCAUCUUCCUGUUUACGUUGCAGUUUAUUCCUCACCCUGUUGUUUGUUGUACACAUCGCAGCCAGCACCAUAGGAAACACUGGGCCCCUUGUAUAAUAAUUUUUAUUCAGUUGUGUUCUGUAUGCCAUGCAAGUUCUCAUGUGUUUGCACUGUUGCUAUUGUAGAUUUAUUUUUUUACAUAUUAAUAAACUGAAUUUGCCAGUUCCAAAUAAAAUACGUACUUCCUUGGAAAAAUGUGGGUUUUUUGGUUUCCAGUGUAAAGUAUGUAUAAAACACAGUAGGUACACUGGCACGUUGCAUAUUGAAAUCUUUUCCUGCACCAUUUUGUUACACUUUGUCCUGGCUCUUUCACACGGUGUUUUCAAAACCAACUCUGUAUAUGGGUAAACUUAAUAAACUAAAAGCAACU